ACACACACACACACACACACACACACACACACACACACACACACACACACACACACACACAGUUGGAUGCGUGUGGUAUCCUAAAGUGGAUGUGUAACCAGGCCAGCACAGCACAGUACAGCUCAGCUCAGUUCAGCUUUACUGCUCAGGAGAGUGAAAAUGAUAUUAAAGAUCUGGAAGGACUGAAUAGGUGUAAGCAACAUGGGGAAAUUCCAUCCAGCCCACCUGAGGGCUAGGUCAAGUUAUAAUCAGAGGGGCAAGCUAUUAUUGCUGACUCCUAUCCAAGUCUUCCAGAUCUAUAAAAAGUACCAUGGGGCAGAGGUAGGAAUUAGGGGUCGGUUUGGAUUUGGUCAUCAGAGUCCUUGAGCGUUCCAGUAAGAACACUGUAUACACUGUGUUAUUAAAGCUGAGAAGGCAGAGGUGGCACUGUGGUGCAGGUCUCUUCAUUAAACAGAGAAGGGUUAGUUUGUUGUAUUGGACGGAGGGUGGGAAGCGUUCUCCAGAGAAGGACUAGCUGUGCCACGUCAGUUUAAGACAGACUCUUUGUAAAUAGGACUAUAACAGCUACAAUGUGAUACACUGCAGGUGACGUGUGUGUGUGUGUGUGUGUGUGUGUGUGUGUGUGUGUGUGUGUGUGUGUGUGUGUGUGUGUGUGUGUGUGUGUGUGUGACUGUGUGUUUAUGUGACUUCACUUCUCACAUGAUUGGAUGCAGGAUUGUAGUUGUUUUGAGGAAACCCCCAGUAUUCCACUAGAUGUUAACAUUCCUCUGGCCGAUAUACCACACAAUUCCAUUCAUCUAAAAUGUCAGUACAGCUGCAAGCUUGUCUUGAUAAUUAUAGUGGGCACACUCACUGGCCUCAGCCCCCUUUGCAAUGAAAGCACUGAUGAAUUCCACCAUGUUUGUGAAGGCCUUUGCAACACAUACAAUACGGCGUCUAAUUCCUCCAGUCGAAACAGAGGGGCGUCAGAAGGACUGAACUCCACAAUUUGACCCUCUGAGGAAGUUGAUCUAGUGGAUUAGAAUUGUGAAAGACCCUGCUUACACACAAAACAGCCUUUUGGAGAACCACGACUCAAGUAGAGCGUUGAGAGAACUUCCAGCUCGAGAGGAGAGCAGACAGAGAGAGGGCGGGGGAUGGAGGAGAGAGAGCGGGUGGUGGGGGAGAUGUGGAGAGAGAGAAAAUAAGAGGGAGAGAGACUGCCGUCAGCAACAGGAACCGCAGCUUCAGGUUUCCUCGUCUGGAAAAGCCACAGCAGCAGACCAAGACCAACAGAAGGGAGGAAAGGCAUUAUGCACACAUGAAUACACUCACAUAAACGUGUGUCCAUACACACACUUCCAUAAAACAGAAAGAUAACACAUAAUACGUACACAAGCAUAAUAGUGUCACAUAAAAACUCCUGGGUUCUAAUACACAUACAUACUAGGACCGACACAGGAACUAGCUCUCUCAAAACACACAAUCUCAGGCUGUGUGUGUGUGUGUGUGUGUAUCUCAGUUAACCCUGGCUGGAAACUAUGCAAGAGUCAGGGAGACUAAUCGCUAAUUGGCUUGGUGGACCAACGCUACACGUUCCAGGAAAUCAGAGCAGCGAUUUUGCGCUUGGUGAGAAUUUGAGUGUCAAGCAUUACACGGCAAUAACCGAGCAGAACGCUCUGGGCCCUGCACCAUCUGAACCCUCCCAGCCCGGGCCCACUGCCCAGCCAGCCGCUCGCUCUCUUACCCCAUCCAUCAUCCACUAAAGGGCCUACCUGGGUUUAGCUCUCUCUGCUCUGAUUCUCUCUAUGCUCCUUUCCACUCUCCACUUUCUCUCGCUCUCUUCCUCUCAUUUCCUCUCUCCUUACUCUCUUCUCUUCAUUUUUCUUGUCUCUUAAGGAUUGAAAAUCGAUUUGUUCAAAACGUAACAGUGAAGGUAGUGAGUACUGGUCUUGAGUCAAAUCAGGAGAUAACCAGUGAUGUUAGCCACGUUUACCAGACAAGAAAAUGUCCACUUACAGGGGGGGAAGGCAAGUUCAGCCAAAACUCCUAAUUCGAUAUGACAUGCUUUUACCUCCGCUGUUAUGGCUUACUCCGUCAUGUGUGAUAUCUAAAACCUCAGGGCUAUCCCUGAAUCACCGUUCUGCCUCUAGCCAAGAACUUUAUGUCCUCCUUUGUGUGGAUACAUACUAGCUGGUCAAAUGGUAUCUAUGGGCUAGUCUGAUUUCAUGGGAGUACUUGUAACAUUAUAUAUAAUAUUGGAAGGAACUAGCCUAUAUUCUAGAAGUCCCCAUACUUCAACCUUCUCUUCAUCGGUGACCCUCAACAUCAGCCAGCCUUUAAUAAAGAGUUAUUUUACUUUUUGACCUAUGCUACAGUUUUUUUGGGGGAGAUGACAGCGUGAAGGGAGAUGUAAAAACCUGCUGUGGGUUAAGUCAUCAGUAUCAGUGAAGGGUAUCAUUGUAUCUCGAUGACUCAUUGUUUCAGCUGAAAAGGGUCAGGAUCAUUCCCCAGGGGUGGCAAUCAAGCUGCAGCUUCUUCCUGCAUAAGCCCCUACACACACAGAGACUCCAUGCGUUACCGUAGCUGUACUCACGGAGCAAAAUCCAUUGACUACGCCACACAAAUAUUUACGUCAACUGAGUUGAUGCAAAGUCAAGCUUUCUAACAUCUGACUUGGAUUUGUACUCCACUUAAUCCAGAUGAAUUGCCACUGAAGAGGUUUGUUGUACCCCCUUGGUUUGUUUUUGAAUAAUUAAUUAACACUAACUUUGUACCCCCCCCCUCCCCACACACACACACACACUAAAUGUGCUCGGCAGCUGUGUCUGCAAUGCAGGAGCCACUGGAGAGAGCCUCUAUGGAAAAAGGGCUGAAGCCAGCUGGGUGCGAAGCGAAGCAGUGGGAGGCUUUUUCCACUGCUGUCAGUCGAGACAUGCAGACUCUUCUCACCCCUCUCUCCCCUUCCCCUUCUUCCUCACAGAGUAUUCCAACCGUAGCGAGCUGGCUUCCCUCCCUCCCUCCUAUCCCUUGGAGGAAACGUUUCAUGGACACAGACACAUUAUGUACAGACAGUACAGACUGUGUCCAGGAGCAUUACACAUAUUGCCCGUUAGAGUCCAUUGUCCAUUGACAUGCUGUGGUUUCUGUUCAUGUGUCCUUAUGGUUGUGACAACCUGAGCUGCAAACAAGCAUUGGUAGAAAAUGGCCGAAAUGAUGUUUUGCAAAAUGUAAUUUUUUUUCAGAAAUCCUGCUUCAAGGAUUUUCAGUUGAAGGAUUCCCUCCCUACUCAUUCCCUCCUGAUUCUGGGGAACCUCCAACUGGAAUGUCUGAAAAACCUGGGAACUUUGACAAACAAUGAUACGAUACAGGACGGUAUAAUACAGACUAUACGAUACAGACUAUACAGGAUGAUACAAUACUUUAAUGAAGUGCAUCUAUCUCCUUGGUUCACUCAGAGCGUAUGUACUGGGACUCAGAGCUACAGAUCCCCACGGCCAACUUCGAGGAGGUCCUCCACGAUGACAAGGCCGCCCUGGCCUGGCUGCUGGCUCUACGCCGCGUGGGAAUCGUCUACCUGAAGGGGGCGCCGGUGGAGCAGGGUCAGGUGGCCCGCCUCAGCCAGAGGAUCGGAUACCUAAGACUGACGUUCUAUGGGCACACAUGGCAGGUGCAGGACAAAUCCCAAGCUAACAACGUGGCCUACACCGCUGGCAAACUCAGUCUCCACACUGACUAUCCAGCACUGCACUACCCACCUGGAGUGCAGUUCCUGCAUUGCCUGAGCCAGGCUGCCGAGGGUGGGGAGAGUGAAGCGGUGGACGGCUUCCACAUGGCAGAAAAACUGAGAAGAGAAGACCCAGAGGCUUUCAGGACCCUCACCUCCCUGCAGGUGGACUUCACCGACACAGGGUCUGACUACUGUGACUUCAUGGUGCAGUCCAAGAACCACAUCAUAGAUGUUGACAGUGAUGGGCGGGUGGUACGGAUCAACUACAACAAUGCCACCAGGGACUCUGUGCUGGACCUCCCCCUGCACCAGGUCCAGGCCUUCUACAGCUCCCUCAAGGCCUACAUCCAGCUGAUGACGCGACCAGAAAACAUGCUCACCUACAAGAUGGAGCCUGGCGACCUGGUCACCUUUGACAACGGGCGCCUGCUCCAUGGGCGGAAGAGCUAUCUGAGCCACCCAGACCAGGUGAGACACCUGGAGGGAGCCUACCUGGACUGGGACGAAGUCAUGUCUCGCCUGCGAAUACUCUGCAAGUCUGUCAACGGAGAGAGCUAGACCCACCAAGCCCCCAGAGUGAAGCCUCCUCCAACUAUAUAGAACAGCAUCGAUCUACAGCAGGGCUCUCCAACCCUGUUCCGGGAGAGUUACUGUACUGUAGGUUUUCACUCCAACCCUAAUCUAGUGCACCUGAUUCUAAUAAUUAGUUGGGGUUGGAAUUAAAACCUACAGGAGGGUAUCUCUCCAGGAACAGGGUUGGAGAGUCCUGAUCUACAGGAUUUAUGAGCGGGGAAAAGAGGCUAAUAUUCUAGUAGGCUACGGCUACCCCUGUGUGGGUCAAGAUGGCUGCCAGUCUUUUGAACAGAGUGACAAGUGGGCAAAGUGCAAGAAGAUGGGGAAAAAUUUGAGGGGAAAGGGUUUAGCACUUCCGUAAAUGAUAAACACUCCUCUUCAUAAGUGCUAACAGAGGCAUAGAAACUGUAUAUGAGUAGCAUACUUAUGAAAAAUCUGUAAUUUACUGUAUGAAGCAGGUAGACUAUAAUGCCUUUGCUCCUAGGGUUAUGAAAGCGAAAAUAUUUUCGCUGUCUUUCGCUUUGCUCUAAUCUAUUUUUCUAUUGGCCUGUGUUCUGCUGGUCAAAAUUUGGUAGCACUUUACUACAUAUACUUCUCAAUGACUUAAGUUUGUGACAUUUUCUACCUCUGUCACAAUAUAAUAUUGUGUCUAGUUCAGUUCCAGUCAUCUAACCUUAAGAAAAAAAGUGCAUAGCAAUAGUAUUAGCCCCCCAAAUCAAUACAUUUUUAAUAACUCUCUAUACGUAAAAUGUAUGCACACGCAAAGUUUGGAUAAAAGAAUCUGCCAAGGGAUUAAUCAAAAUGUACAGAUUGGGUACCUGGAGGAAAUUGAGGGAGGGUCAUGCUUUUUCCAUUUCAGUCAAGGGGAGGGUUUAGUAUUUUUUUUUUGUAAUCUAGUCCAGGAGAGGGUCAUGUAAUUGAUAAAAUGUCAAUAUUUAUCAAUGUUUUAGAAUUAGUUGCUUAUUAGGCAAGAUAUCGAUAUGUGCUUGAUGCCGCUCCUCAUCUCUGAUUCUCCGCUGGAUGCGGAAUACCAAGUGGCAUAUAGACUAUUAAGUGUGGUCUCAAUCAAAUGAUCCAUAACCUAUAGGCUACGAAGUGCAUGCUCGGAGAAGCACAGAGCAAAGUGGUAUUUCUAAGAUGGCUGCUGAUGGUGUAAAUACAACUAGGCUGCAUUACACACUGCAAUGGAUAUUCCAAACCGGAGCUCCUGCCUGCUCUUGCUGAUCAAAAACGGGUUUUUUUUUGUGUGCUGCCUAACCAAUGGCUGUGCUGUGUAGGUCUACAGUGGCAGUUCAGGAGAGUCAAAGGAUUCUGCAACUGUUUUUUUUAUUUAUUAGGCCUAGUUCAAAAAAUCUUGCUCAUGGACUAGCCUAUGUUCUGUUCAGUUUGAGGAGAGCGCGGGACGAUGAGGACCCGAGGUCAGCUUUGAUAGCUUGCUACUAAUAUAAUUGAUUUAAUUAAAAACAAAUGUUUCUUGACCAUUUAUGUAUUUAUCAGAGUUAUUGACCUCACAAAGAAUCCAGAUUCAUGGAGGUGGGCUAUUUAAAGAGUGGGUAGAACCAUGACAGCUGGAUGGACAGCUCAUGUUGCUUAAAGUAGGCAUAAUUCAUUUCAGUAGUCUUCAUUUGAAUGAGACUUUGCUAACAACAAGAAGGUUGUGUUGGAACCCGAUUUCUUCCCGUUUAAGAAAUAAGAGGUGGACCUACCUGUUUGACAGAUGAAAUUAGGUUAUAGAAUGCUAUAGCCAUAGAUGUGUCGCUCAAUUCCUCUACCCACUCUUUAAAUAGCCCACCUCCAUGUCACUGACGGGCUGUUAAGUUACAAUCAAGACUCGAAUUGUGGGGGUACGAAAGGGGAUGCCAUUGGCCUACGUUUUAUUAAAGAAAAGGGCAAAAAGCAGAUCUACCUCUAGUUCGCUUAAGAUAUGGAUGAAAAUAAAACUGAUCCGAUUAUAUAAAGUGAUCGAAAGCAGCGCCUUGACCUGCGAUGCUUUAUGCUAGAAACAAGCAUAAAGCAAGGUGUAAAAUACCCGGGAAAGACGUUACUUAAUGCAUAUGGGAAUACCAUUGUUUCAUGUCUUUGACAUUCAGAGGCUGAGAUGAAACCUUCUACAGCUGAGAAGACAUAAAAUAACUUAGCUUGGGAAGAAAUCUAAUUCCGUCACUAUAAAUUGAUUACGCUAUUCGCUUUCUGUUGGCUAACAAUAUGUUUAAACCUAGACAGCUUGUAGGGAAACACUUUUGGAAGUACCAUGUUUAGAUUCCUAAUGACGUCUCAGAUUGAAUUACUUGCAAACAAGACACUGAUUUGGCAUUGGAUAAAUAUAGGAUGUACUCUCUGUCAAUGUUUAGAAUGUAAUUUGUGUAAUUUGUGUGGUAUUCAAAAAUAUUGAUAUGUGAAAUGACAUAGAAUUGACGUGACAUUUUUAUAAAAGGCUUUUUAAAAACCUGCAAAUACGAAUUUCGAUUAAUGCAAUGCUUUUAAUAUAAAGGAGAUAUUUAUACCCCUAGGUUACUCUUGUCCGUGGUGGUCUGAAAACCUACAAGCUUCUGGCCCGCAGCCCAGUGCAAUAUCAAAAUUCCGGCGUUGCCAUGUAAUGCAGUUUCUAAAACUGCAUAUCUAAUGUUCAGGGACAAUAUAUUUUGCUGAAGAGAGGGCCCUCCAUUUUCAUUUCAAAGGUGCUUGAUUUUCUCCAUGUAACCUUUAUUGUAAUUAACAUUCACUCCCUAAAUGGCAUAUCUAAUUGACAUUGUUUUGUCAAUGAAUAGAUCUGCCAUUUGUCUUCAAUGGAGGACAACUUGUCCUCUACAGUACAUGUGCAUGUUGAAAGCCACAAAUAUUGUGCAACUUGGCAUUGUUCCAGUAGCAACAAAUAUUUGUUAUUGUUCGUUACAAUCAUAGGUGUCAAUUGUCUAUUCUAUAUUACAUACAGUGCCUUGCGAAAGUAUUCGGCCCCCUUGAACUUUGCGACCUUUUGCCACAUUUCAGGCUU
Messenger RNA from Oncorhynchus mykiss (rainbow trout), 7274 nucleotides. The record is from RefSeq and is a predicted model, not a curated record. Lineage: Eukaryota; Metazoa; Chordata; Actinopteri; Salmoniformes; Salmonidae.